AUGUUCUCUUUCUUUGGAAGAAAGAAAAAAGAUCAGGGCAAGAUUUGUACAUUGACCUCUUCAUGUGAUGUAAUCAUUGCGGAUAUUUUAUCAAUCGUUUUCAUCGUGAAUCUAUUUGCAAAUGUGUCAUCAUUUGCACAAGAGAAACUGCAAGUCAUGACAACGAAGAAAGCGCCGAAUUGUUCGAAACGAUCAAAAGUUGGCGAUACUCUAUACAUGCAAUAUACGGGAGUGUUAAAAUCGAAUGGAGUGAAAUUUGAUUCAUCAUACGAUCGAGGUCACCCAUUUGUUUUUAAAAUAGGCCAUGGACAAGCUAUUCAAGGAUGGGAACAAGGUUUACUUGAUAUUUGUGAAGGUGAAGAAAGAAAACUAAUUAUACCUCCAUCGUACGCCUAUGGAGAUGUUGGUGCUGGUGAUGCUAUUCCACCUCAAGCAACUCUUCUCAUGGAUGUCAAAUGUGACAAGAUUGUUUCAGACGAAUGA
Molecule: messenger RNA, 483 nt
Organism: Adineta ricciae
Lineage: Eukaryota; Metazoa; Rotifera; Eurotatoria; Adinetida; Adinetidae
Source: the annotation of a GenBank genome assembly